UGCAGACAAUCUGGCAACGGGUCCUCUGCAGCUAGCAGUCCUUGAUUAGACAUGAGCUCCAGCUGCAAGGCUUCCAAACCACCUGCCAAAAAAAGGACACAGAACACACCUCCCCACAGCACACAGAGAUGACAUCUCUCAAACCACAACAAAAACAACAUUUAACUUUAAAAUGAGGAAGUACAUGAGUGCUUUGCAGUUUAAGCAACAUACAAAAGAAGAAGCAGAUCACAGAAACCACCAGUAAGACAUCCAUCACAUUCUGAGUGAAAUAUGGCCGUCUAUGAAAAUGAAUCAGAGAUCACUGUGGAGAUGAUGAACCUCUCUGAUGCUUCAGCCAGGACUGCUGCCUCCAAGAGUCUCAGGGAUGAAGAUGGUACCACAGUGCCCGGAGGAAAACUGCUCAGAUGUGUUGCCGUGAGCUUUUGUCUCCUGUGUGUCCUACAAGUUGCUCUAAACAUUUCCCUCCGUCUUGCUCUCUCCCCUCCACCAGGGAUUGAUGCCAAUAUUAAAAAUCUGACUGAGGAGAGAGACGAGUUGAGGAGCAUCAACCUUCGUAUUGAGGAGAGUUAUAAAACCCUGACUGAAGAGAGAGAUGAGUUGAAGAGGGAGCUGAGUAACUUUGAUCAUUAUUUGAACCAAGGAUGGGUGUAUUUCAGUGGUAGUUUCUACUAUAUUUCUUCAAUUGAGAAAACCUGGCAAGACAGCAGAGAUGACUGUGUGCAAAGUGGUGCAGACCUGGUGAUUAUCAACAACGAAGAGGAACAGAAUUUCAUAGGACAAUACCAACAGAUAAUGUGGAUUGGACUGACUGACAGAGAGACAGAGGGGGUAUGGAAAUGGGUGGAUGGCACUCUGCUGACAACAAGCUUCUGGAGAUCUGAGGAACCCAACAAUAAUGGCGGAAAUGAAGACUGUGUAGAAACAAAUGACAAUGAUCACCUAAAAAUGUGGAAUGAUGCAUCAUGUGAAACAAAAAAAUUCUGGAUCUGCGAAAACAAAAUGGCUGUAUAACUCAGGGCAUAACCAAACCCUUAUGAUGUUGUCUCAUCAUUAAACAGAUUUAUAUUCCACUGUGAUUUUGAAAUUUUUUUGAGGGCAACAACAAAUGACAUCGUCCCGCAGAUAGCGGCAUCGGAUUAGAAAAAGCUUCGUUGUUUAGGAACAACAUAUUUUGUCCUUUAAUUUCAGGGGCUGAUGUGCCUUUCAGUGUGAGAUUUGUACAUAUAUUUUUUAAUGUGUCUGUAUUUGUUUCUUUGAGUACUAUUGUGUCCAGACAGACUCCAGGUAAAGAUCAUCAGGUGAUUGGGUUUUUGCUCAUGCUUGUUGUCUUUUAAGCCCCCUUGUUU
Molecule: messenger RNA, 1349 nt
Organism: Epinephelus fuscoguttatus (brown-marbled grouper)
Lineage: Eukaryota; Metazoa; Chordata; Actinopteri; Perciformes; Serranidae
Product: CD209 antigen-like protein E
Exons: 7
Coding region: 274-1014 (246 amino acids)
Biological process (GO): biological process involved in interspecies interaction between organisms
Cellular component (GO): external side of plasma membrane
Molecular function (GO): carbohydrate binding
Source: RefSeq, a predicted model, not a curated record